This is a messenger RNA of Stylonychia lemnae, 1917 nucleotides long. Lineage: Eukaryota; Ciliophora; Spirotrichea; Sporadotrichida; Oxytrichidae. The record is from the annotation of a GenBank genome assembly.
AUGAAUCAGUCUUAAGCAAGCACUAUAUCCAUGAAGUUGAUUGGAAAAAUCACAGCUAAAAAAGAAAAUCUUCAGCUUAAUAAUUAUACCAUAAAUGAGUUUAGAGAUAAUUAGCUCUCUAGUACAAAUUCAACAUUGCAAAAUCAACUUAAAGAAAUCAAAGAUAAUGAUUAAAAUAAGGCGAAUCAAGUUAGUUCUCCUCCACGAUAACUUUGCACUGUAGAAGAAGGUAUAUUAAAGCAUAUUCAACAGAAAAUUCAAGUAAUGGAAGAUCAGAUAAGCAAAAUUGAGUAUUCUCAAGAUACAAUGAGACCUGUUCUCAGAUAAAUACAAACUCCUCAGGGAUAAAUUGCCUUAUUAAAUUAAUUUCAAAAGCAGUAACUCUAGAUGCUAAAUCCUAAGGAAUAAGAAAAAUAACAAUAGAUUGCGGAAUAGCAGUAUGAAAUUUUAAAAAAUCUAAAGAGUUAAUCGCAAGAUCAACUAGACUAGCAUGAAGAGCUGUUUAAAAAAAGUGUCGAUGGACUUAAAAUUAAGAAAAUGGAAUUGGAUUUUAAUUUAGAAUAGUCUUCAAAGUAUUUGGCGAGUUAAUUAAGGGAGAGCGAAUUCAAAAUUCUAGAUGAUAAGGCUCAACUUUAGAAUGAUAUAUAGAGAAAAUAGAACGACAUAAAAGAUGAAUUAUUAUAGAAAAUUGAAUAAAUGAGACAGAACUAACAGAGUAACUCAGCUGGCCAAAGUUAAAGAAUGCAAUCUUUGUACGAGAGAUUAGAUGAUGUCUAGAAAAUAUACAGUCAAAGAUUAAAUAAUUUGGAGUAAAGAGUAAAACCAAUUAGUGAGGUCAUUAGCCAAGCUAAGAAAAAUGAUAGCAACCAAUUGCAACUAUAACUUAGUAAACUUCUAGAGGAGUAAAUGAGAAAUACAGUGCUGAGUAUCAAAGGUACUUUUGAAGAAAAGUUUUAAAGUAUUCAAGAUUAAUAAAAGUAAGAAACUGAUUGCCUGAAAGAGGACCUCAGCAAACUAAACAUUAAAAUAGCUUAAUAGAGCAUUAAUAUGACUGCAGAUAACAGAAUAUCAGAGUUGACUUUUAAAAAAGUAAAGAAUUAAACUAAAAGUGUUGCCAAUCUGAGUCCUAACAGUGAGUAUAACAAAAAUAAAACGAUUGAUCAAAUUCAAAGUUAAUCUAAAUCUGUCACUCGCAAAUAAAAUCAGAUCCAAUCUCAAACCCAAAACUAAUUAAGAGAGGAUAUAAAAAAAUCUUUUGAGGGUCUUGAAUCAUUUUCAUUGAAAACUUCAGAGGAUAUAAACGAAGAGCUAGAAAAUUUAAAUGGAUGUAUUGAAUCAAAUUCUAAUGCCUUGCAGAAGUCUCUCUAUGAUUUACAAGACUUAAAAGAUUCCUAGAAGGGCAAGAAGGACAUUGAAGAUUUUGCAAAUAGAAUUAUAUCUUAAUUCUCUCAGUUUAGUGAUUACAUCAGAAAUGAAGUUAGCAAAAUAAGAAAACUAAUUCUUCACAGAUAACAAUCAGCUGAUCAGGAAUUGAAAAAGCAAGAUAGUCUUGUUGAUUAGUUGCACAAAGUGGUAAUGAGCGAAAGUCAAAUUUCUGGGCAAAGUGUCGUUGUGAAAUUAGACUAAAUUAAGGAACAUUAAGAUGCAUUAAAAAAGCAUCUUGCAAAUACAUAAGGCUAUUUGACAAGAGAAGCAAAUCAAGUUGAUUUAAAACUCAUGCAAUUACAAGAUUUUAUAGUCAAAGAAAUAGAGCCAUACAUUCCUCAAGCUGAUGACUCUGAAAAUCAAAUUGAUCAAUAUGGAGCUAAUUAAAAGCCAUUUAGUGGAAUUAAUAAGCAAAAUAUUAGUGCCAUAUAAGAAGAAGGAGCAGAAUACUUGCACACUGAAGAUUAAUUAGAUGAUUCAAUAGGUAAUUGA